AUGUUCUCUCAAUCGGAGCCAAAACGUGUUGUUCAUCACCGGUCUUACGUCUACCGUGAUCGUGAGGCUGCCUAUUUACGUCUUAUGCAAGACUACUUCAACGACAAUCCGACGUAUGGGCCUACAUUUUUCUCACGUCGUUUUCAGAUGCAGAAUGAGUUGUUCUUGUGCAUCGUCGAUGCUGUGCAAGAUGAAGAUAGUUACUUCCAUAUGAGCCAUGAUGCAGGAGGUCGGGACUCUCUCACGCCUUUGCAGAAAUGCAAGGUGGCUAUCCGCCAAUUAGCCAUCGGCGUUAGUGCGGAUACUUUCGAUGAGUACCUCAAGGUCGCCGACACGACGGGGUGUCUAUGCCUAAAGAGAUUCUGCAGAGCUAUCAUCCGAGCAUACAGAGCCGAGUAUCUUCGAUGUCCUAAGGUGGCGGAAGUCCAACGCCUUCUUUAG
This is a messenger RNA of Salvia miltiorrhiza (redroot sage), 441 nucleotides long. RefSeq lists its product as uncharacterized. Lineage: Eukaryota; Viridiplantae; Streptophyta; Magnoliopsida; Lamiales; Lamiaceae. The record is from RefSeq and is a predicted model, not a curated record. The transcript has a single exon. Bases 1 to 441 code for a protein of 146 amino acids.